Cladophialophora psammophila CBS 110553 is the source of this 633-nucleotide messenger RNA. RefSeq names its product glutathione S-transferase. NCBI's taxonomy places the organism in Eukaryota, Fungi, Ascomycota, Eurotiomycetes, Chaetothyriales, Herpotrichiellaceae. The transcript is spliced from 2 exons. The coding region runs from base 1 to 633 and encodes 210 amino acids. The record is from RefSeq and is a predicted model, not a curated record.
AUGUCGUCACUCAAAGCCAUCACACUUUACGGCCACGGCGCAACUCCCAACCCCCGAAAAGUCGCCAUUAUCCUCGAGGAGCUGUCCAUUCCAUACACGAUGAAAGAGGUGGACUUUUCCGAUAUCAAGAAGCCGCCGUACACGGACAUCUGCCCGAACGGCCGCGUGCCCGCCAUCGAGGACCCGAACACGGGCAUCACGCUCUGGGAGUCGGGCGCCAUCGUGCAGUACCUCGUGGAGACGUACGACAAGGACCGGGUGCUCACGUACGACACGGUGCCCGAGAAGUACCAGCUGAACCAGUGGCUUAUGUUCCAGAUGUCGGGCCAGGGCCCGUACUUCGGCCAGGCCGCGUGGUUCAAGGUAUUCCACCCAGAAAAGCUGCCAAGUGCGCAAGAGAGGUACGUGAGGGAGGUUGAGCGCGUCACCAGCGUCCUAGAUGGCUGGUUGCAGAAGCGCAAGUUUCUAGUCGGCGACAAGCUCACGUACGCGGAUCUGGCGUUUGUGCCGUGGGCGAAGAACGUCCUGUGGCUGGACGACGAGAAGACCAUCGACAUGGCCAAGUACCCUGCAUAUUCAAAAUGGUUGGACGGUAUGCUUGCCAGAGAGAGCGUGAAGAAGAUUUUGGGAUAG